UAAAUUGGUUGAAAAAUAUAAAUUAUGCUUUUAUCCCAUAAAAGCGCAGAUCUCCCUUUCACUUAAUACAUUUAAUCCCUAUCAGUUAGAACAGUUUUGCCCUCUCCAAUAUGGCGGCCAUGUCGAGCUGUUUCCCUAUCGAAGCAAAAAUUCCCGCAACGUCUCUAAAACGUUAAUUUAAUUAUUGUGGCUUUUUCCAGAAAUGACAGCUGUAUAGUGCAGGUGUGACAUAGAAUAUAAACUCAAUUCAGAGUUAUUUUUUAAAUGCAUUAUUUUUUUCGACGCUAUUAUAUUGACUGCAAAAUAUAUAUUAAUGGACUAAUUUUAUACUACUAUUUAUUUCACUUUGACAUAUCUACAAAACUAUAUAUAAACCUUUAAGGUCAUUGCUCUUUUUCAUAUAAGAAAAGCACAAUAUGACCCCGCCCACUGGAGACGCACAGGAAUCUCUUUAGCUCGUAGACUCCGCCCACUAUCCUCAAUGGAGACGCACGGUAAUAGCUCACAGUUCAUCCAUCAGGAUGUGAUGCAGGACCAGAGCACAGCACGAGCAUGACAUGAACACAAUCAUGCUGGAUUAUUUUAAACAUUCCUGCGGAUUGAGAGUUCUCCCUGUGGCAAUGGCACUACAUCAUCCAGGAACAUUAUUUCUUAAGACUUUAUUGCUGUUUUUAACUAUUGUGGGAACCGUUACACCUGUAUUAUCAGAUGGUUGGACUCACGCACAUGCAGAGGACAAACUCUUUAAAAAACUCUUCAUUGGUUACAAUAAGUGGUCCAGACCCGUGCGAAACAUCAGUGAUGUGGUCAUCGUGAAGUUUGGCCUUUCCAUCGCUCAGCUUAUUGAUGUGGAUGAGAAGAAUCAGAUGAUGACCACAAAUGUUUGGCUAAAGCAGGAAUGGAACGAUUACAAAUUGCGCUGGAACCCAUCGGAUUAUGAUAAUGUGACAUCUAUCCGAGUCCCAUCUGAGCUGAUUUGGGUCCCUGAUAUUGUUCUGUACAAUAACGCCGAUGGUGAGUUUGCUGUGACUCACAUGACCAAAGCCCACUUGUUCCACACGGGAAAGGUGAGCUGGGUUCCCCCGGCCAUCUACAAGAGUUCCUGCAGUAUCGAUGUCACCUUCUUCCCCUUCGACCAGCAAAACUGCAAGAUGAAGUUCGGCUCCUGGACCUACGACAAGGCCAAGAUCGACCUCGAGCAAAUCGAGAGCACGGUGGACUUGAAGGACUACUGGGAGAGCGGAGAAUGGGCCAUCAUGAACGCCGUGGGAACCUACAACACCAAAAAAUAUGACUGUUGUCACGAGAUCUACCCGGAUAUCACCUUCUUCUUCAUCAUCCGUCGUCUGCCUCUGUUCUACACCAUUAACCUCAUCAUUCCCUGCCUGCUCAUCUCCUGUCUUACCGUGCUGGUGUUUUACUUGCCAUCGGACUGCGGAGAGAAGAUCACGUUGUGCAUUUCCGUCCUUCUUUCUCUCACCGUCUUCCUCCUGCUGAUCACGGAGAUCAUUCCAUCGACGUCGCUGGUCAUUCCUCUGAUCGGCGAGUAUCUUCUCUUCACCAUGAUCUUUGUCACGCUUUCGAUAGUCAUCACUGUAUUUGUGCUGAACGUUCAUCAUCGUUCUCCCAGCACCCAUAAAAUGCCCCGCUGGGUCCAUUCGGUGUUCCUGAAUUUAAUCCCUCGCUGGCUCUUCAUGCGCCGUCCAGAACCCGAUCACAAGCGUCGUCCGUUCUUUGUUCUGCAUGAGAAGAGCAAGACAUCGGAGCUCAGCACAUCCAAAAGCUGGCUUCAGACGGAGAUGAAUGCAAGAGGUUGUAAGGACCUGGAAUUUGGGGUCGGGAUGGAGAGACCAGAUUCCGUCUCCUCUCCGUCUGCAACAUCUCUGCGUUUGUCCGACUCUGAACCUUCGCUUCAGAGGUAUGAACUCCAUCAGUUAGGACACAUGAUGAACUCCUGCCAGCAUACAGAAGAGUUUACAAAUCUCGCCUUGGAGCAAAACCUAACCGUCUCACCAUGUGUGCUCCGAGCACUGGACGGGGUGCGGUACAUCGCCGAUCACCUGCGGGCUGAAGAUGAAGACUUUUCUGUCAAGGAGGACUGGAAAUAUGUAGCAAUGGUGAUCGACCGAAUCUUCCUGUGGAUGUUCAUCAUCGUGUGUCUGCUGGGAACCGUCGGCCUCUUUUUGCCUCCCUGGAUGUCAGGAAUGAUCUGAAUGUUGACUUCCCUGACACUGCUCAUCAGAUAUUUGAAGGCUGUUGUUGUACAAAAACAGACAGCUGUGAUGUAACAGAUAUCUGCUCGAUCUGGGUUUACCUGGGGACGCAGUUCAUUGUUACAGUACAGAAAACACAGUUCACCUCUCAGUAAAUGUCCUGGCAUUUGCAUCCAGCACGGCUGCCGUUUCCAUGCAUAAAGAGCAGAGGAUUUCACUAGAGCGAUAUGCAAAUUAACCUUUUAGAAAGUAGAAGCCCUGACCGAUGGCAGUUCAAUCGUUACCCUUCAUCCGAUUGUUAAAUGAAUGGCAGAUUAAUGCCUGUGCCGCUUUCAACAGUAAUUAUCUGUGAGGUCAGAAGGCAACGUAUUUAUUUCCUUGCGGUCUUUGAAAAUGUGUGCCAUUCAUUUGAUGUAAAAGCAGUUGUGUAUAGGUCACUGAACACGAGGAAAUGAGAUCUUAAAGUUGCAUAUAUAUAAAUGUGUCAUAUACUUGCAGUUCUGUAGUGACAUCAAAUGGAGAGCUUUUGAAACCAAAAGUGAGACUAAACAAAUGAUUUUCUUAUGUAAUAUUUCUUCAUAAUUAAGAUGAAUGAAUCUGCCAGUCAUUUAACAUCAUAGCAAGAAAUUAAACUACAAUGUUCAUAUUAGUUGAGUUGAAAUGAAAUCAUGUUCAGUAUAAUGUGGUGCUGUGAUAAAA
Triplophysa dalaica is the source of this 2912-nucleotide messenger RNA. It is a transcript of the gene chrna2a, whose product is annotated as cholinergic receptor, nicotinic, alpha 2a (neuronal). Gene Ontology annotation, molecular function: acetylcholine-gated monoatomic cation-selective channel activity; transmembrane signaling receptor activity. The record is from RefSeq and is a predicted model, not a curated record. NCBI's taxonomy places the organism in Eukaryota, Metazoa, Chordata, Actinopteri, Cypriniformes, Nemacheilidae. Gene Ontology annotation, biological process: monoatomic ion transmembrane transport; regulation of membrane potential; nervous system process. The transcript is spliced from 6 exons. Bases 558 to 2213 code for a protein of 551 amino acids. Gene Ontology annotation, cellular component: postsynaptic membrane; synapse; neuron projection.